AUGGCCCCGAUAUUGAAAAUCGCGCUGGUUCAAUUCCAGGCAAAGCCCCUCUGUGUUCAAGAAAACUUUGACAAGGCAGUUUCAGAAAUUCAAUCUGCUGCCUCAAAAGGAAGCCAUCUCGUUGUGUUGCCAGAAUAUCACCUCACAUCGUGGGUUCCGGAGGACCCUUCAUUUGCUGUGGCUUGUGCAGCGUCCACGAAAUAUCUACCGCAGUAUCAAAAUCUAGCUAGAGAGUUAAAUAUUCAUAUUGUUCCAGGCACUAUUGUUGAACCUAUCACUAUCCAGCCGUCGAAUGCCGUUUCUACCUCUCUGUCAGAGCAAGCUGCAAAUGCGGGCGAUCCCAUAGUGGAACUACACAACAAAACCUACUUCAUCGCUGCGACUUCCGGGGAUAUUCUCGCAACAUACCAAAAGAAAAAUUUGUGGCAUGUCGAGCGCGGCGUUCUAACCGCUGAUAGGCGAACGCCGCACAGAGCUUUUGAUGUUCCGCUCCCUGGCAGUAACCAUAUGGUGCGAUUUGGUUUGCUCAUCUGUUGGGAUCUUGCCUUUCCUGAAGCUUUGAGACAAUUAACUGCAGAUGGGGCAAAAGUCGUCACAAUUCCUGCAUACUGGCAUAUCAAAAAGGUCAACCCAAGACUCUUGGCUCUAAAUUCGGACUCCGAAGCAGUGUUCUUGGAUAGCGCUACUGUGGCUAGAGCUUGUGAGAACACAUGUGCUGUUGCAUUUUGUAACGCUUGGGGUCACAGUCAGGUUGCAAUGCCGGUGCUAGGAUCUCUUGGUAAACUCGGGAUCGAGAAAGAAGGUUGUUUCAUAACCGAGAUAGAUUUGGAUGCUCUAGAGGUAGCAGAGAGCCAUUACAAAGUGCGAGAGGACAUAAGUGGUACAGAGUGGCACUAUUAA
Molecule: messenger RNA, 900 nt
Organism: Trichoderma virens Gv29-8
Lineage: Eukaryota; Fungi; Ascomycota; Sordariomycetes; Hypocreales; Hypocreaceae
Exons: 2
Coding region: 1-900 (299 amino acids)
Molecular function (GO): hydrolase activity, acting on carbon-nitrogen (but not peptide) bonds, in linear amides
Source: RefSeq, a predicted model, not a curated record